AUGUGUGCGUUGGGAUUGUAGAACCAGUUCGACGAAGUUUCUUAAGUUGUUCGUAGUUCGGUUUUGAAUUUUUAUUUGCUUGAAUGCAAUACGUUUCGGAAAGUGCAAUCAAUUGCAUCUCAAUUGAAUAACAUUAAGUCAUAUACCGAUAGUGCGAAGAAACAUCAGUCGGUCGCCUACAGAGGAUCGGACUGUUUUGUGCAUAUUUCUUUGACAAUUAUGUAGCAAUCAAUCUGUGUGUUUCCGUGCCGUUUCAUGUGUGUGCACUGUUUUGGUAUUUAAUUGCGAAAAGGUGGUGUAAUAUCGGAUGUAAUGCAAAUAGGAAAAUCGUGACUAUUCAGCGCUGAUAACACAAAAACUUCAAUGGAUGUCAGCUAGUGUUAACAGUUGGGUACUAUUUGUCGUAACAAAAUGCAGUGUUUAUUGAUUGUGUCAUCCAUACAGUUCUGCUAUCCAAAACAACAAUGACUACAAUUGACAAAUGUGUAAGCAACUCUAUCACCAUUGAAUCGGAUACUGCUGACUGGAAGUGCAUUGAUGGCAGAAUAAUUAUUGAAUAAUGAAAAUGGUGGAUUGGAGAAAAGGAAAAUACACUACUUGUGUGAGGUGAAAGAAGAGUAUUUAUAAGUUAGGAAGAAAUAUUACUUUUAAACAGACCUACGCUCGCACAUACACGCAUUUAUUUCAUUAAUGUAAACAAGUAAAUGUUGAGACAGAUAUCGACCGAGAUCACCGUGAAAUCUUGUGGAUAGAUUUACAAAUCCGAGAAAGUGUAAUACUUUUCUAGUGAAGCAAACACUACAUAAGGCAAAUUGGAGAAAUUGCUCUGUUCACUGUGCUGUCUAUAAUUAUACAGAGAAUACGUAUUUAAAUAGGAUAGAAGUUUACAUCUCAGUGCAACGUUAGGAUAGAAUCGGCACGCUAUAUACCCAUAUGUCUGCAGAAGUUGACUAAGUUCAUGCUCGCGUUUUUCUACACACGGAACUAGUUGAUAGAUUGACUAAGUUGUGUGAAACAGUCGGCUGAGCAAUAGUGGCUUUGGGCGGGUUUUCCUGAAUGAAAAAACGCUCAAAUUAUACCGAAAUGAGAAAAUGUUGUGUCUGAGAGGUCGAAGAAAUUUGUGCACAAUAGUCAAACCAUGUCCAUGUUUGAAAUGACCAUGUCCUUCAAAACGUAUAAUGUUUUGCGAAUGUGUAUACACUCUGUUGCAACAUGACAGGUUAUUUCGUGAUAUUCUACAAUAUUAAAAGUGAAAUACCGCAAUGCAAAAUCUAAUGACACAUUCAAAGUAUGCCUAUACUAUAACACUAUUUGGAAAACACAGAAAUGGUUCGGUUGAAUAUCGAAACGGUAUUUAUCAAUGAAUAGUAAUUCGGCACGGAGUCGUGUAGAAUAAGGUCAUUGCCACAGUUUCGAAAACUGUUUAUGACUAAUACGAAUACUCCAUGGAAAGGCGGAUCUGAGAGAAGCAGCAUACGAAAAACGAACGAGAGAAGCAACACUAAAUAGUUUGAAUCCGUGUCAACCCCAUCAAACAGUAAUGAUCAAUGUGUUUUGUACCGUUUUUGUGUAUGUGACGCAACGCAACAGCGUAUGCGGGUGUGAAUUAAAAAUAGUGAGCGAAUGGUUUCAACGCUUUGAAUGAGUGUUUUAUGCUUCGCCGCCGAAGGAACAGAAAAACCACCAAAAAGCAGAACAGUAAUUGCAGCAUCCGUAGCCAAGAGAAUAAAUAAGUGCGCUACUAUUCGUACGAGUAAAUGAAACUAGCGCGACAGAAGUGGAUGGAAUGGAUGAAACAGUGAUCCAUUUCGCCAGGAGAACUUUAUUCUGUUGCAGUUUCGAAUUCAGAAUGAAUACAAUAUACCACCCGGCAGCCGAAAGGGCAACAAUAACACCGGCAAAUGGAUUUUUCAAGUUCCUAACAAAAUUCUCAGGGAGGAGACGGAUAAGCUAUCGGUUACGCAGGUUAUCUAGCUUGUGUUUUCCCUACUUUGCAAUUUUUAUUAUUUUAAGUACAGUAUGCAGAAUAACAGAUGCCUGUUCGAGUCGGACAACACCUAAACCUCGUCCACCUAGUCCGACGCCUAGACCAAAUAUUACAUUCCAUACGUAUAAAUGUCCGCCUGCCUAUGCGGCCUGGUACUGUCUGAAUGAAGCUACCUGCUUCACCGUCAAGAUUGGCGAUUCGUUAUUGUACAAUUGCGAAUGCGCUGAUGGGUACAUGGGUCCUAGGUGUGAAUACAAAGACCUGGAUGGGUCAUACUUACCAACUCGGCCUCGAGUGAUGCUCGAAACCGCGAGUAUAGCAAGUGGUGCCAUCGUUGCAGUGGUUUUAGCAUCGAUUGUGUGUUGUUAUAUAUGUGUACACAAGCACCAGCAGAAGAAAAGACUGGAGAGCGCCAACGGAGGCGUCGACACUGUGGACGGUGUGCUUCGGAUGGUACGAAGUGAUCAACCGAGACGACCGUUUGGUUCACACCAUCUUCGAACGAUACCAAUGAGCGAAUCGUUAAGUCGAUAGAUAUUGAAGGAUACAACUCAUACAUUAUAGUCUCAUCGGUCUUCUGAAAGAUAUAAGAUUGAAAAGACAAAAUGCCUUUCACAGUGCAGGAUACACGAGUUAAACGCCUUGUCGAACUGGAUUCAGGAAGACCUUGCAUAGGUGCUGUUGUUCCAUCUACUGCCAUGAUUUUAACGACACGUUGGAAUCAACAUUUUUCGUCUACAAACGAUGAGUACGAUGAUGGAUGGUGCGAAAGGAAUGACACGUUUUUUUACAGAUUACAAUUACUUUUUAUACAUGCAUGUUAUAUUACUGAUAUUAACUUCAGGUGCCUAAAAGUGAUUCAAAGAACUAAAAUCAAAAUCAAAAAAGUUGUCACUGGAACGUUUAUAAACUUUAAAGUGAGCGCAUUGUUUUAAAAGUAACGUAAUGUACUGAUUAUGAAAAUUUUGACGAAUAACAGAUAAACGAUAAAAUUAAACAUAAUAAUCAGCAGUUCGUCCGUUCUCAUUUACUUAAAUUUUGGCCAAAAUGAAAAUAAAAAAUCGUGAUAAUUUAAAGAAUGACUACUAAAAUAGUAUAAUUAAUGUUUGAUUUUUUUUUAAAUAGCCACAGAUUUUAUUUACCUUAAUGCAUGAGACGGUCGGAUUGAAUUUUAGUUAUUUUUUCGAUUUUCCCAAUGGGAAAAAGGGAAUAAAAUUAAUAGAUCUUGCCAGUUUAGAAAAUGAUCGCAACAACUUUUAACAAUUUCUUUUACGUGCCAUCUUCUCAUUUUGAAUUUCUUCGUCUUCAUUUCUACUGAAGCCUAGUGAGAGAUGAGGCUAGCAGCCAAAACAUACAACAAAUACAACAAAUACACCGAUAGCGAAGACAUCUAGCGUAGAAUAGACGACUUUUGAUAUUUUAUCAAAAUGUCAAUCGUACGCCUUUAGAAUAUUUAGCAACAUGAAAUGCAUCACAAUGAAGAACUCGCGUUGAAAAAGGUCGCGUCACUGCAAUCCAAUAGCGAACAAUUCAGAUAGUAUCUGAGGAAAACCUAAUCUGAAGAUAUUGUAUUUCUGAUACAACUCUUGAUUUUACCGAAAACCUUUCCUACUAAAGCAACUACAGUUAAUUAUUAUCGUGUUAAUUAUUUAAUUAUUUAUUUUUUAUUAUCUUGUUUCAGUCGCUCACUUGAACGAACUUGUAUUUUCAUUUUGAAGAAAGCGAAAAUAACACAAAAAAUAAUAGUCGAAGUAUCGGUUGAUUAUUAUAGAAGCUAAACCAAUAAUACUUUGAACGAAGCACAUUAACAUACGACGCGGGAAUAUUAUCCGAAUAUUGUAUACUGCAAUAAUAAAAAAAUAGCUAAAACGGUAGCCGUAGAGAUCUAAAGCAGUGAAUCACAAGAGAAGCAAAGCAGAUUAAUAACCAGAAGUAAUUAUUUCAUGUACAUCUCCAUUAAUUAAAGAAAAUGUAAACAAGCAAAAGUAUUCACGAAAAAUAAGAAACAUGUUUAUUACUUGCAUACCUGCAUUGUAUGUAUUGUUUCCUUUUAGUUUAGACGGAUAUUUUAAUGAUAGGUAGCUAGAUAUUUUUAUUUAAUUGCUUAGUUCAAAUAAGUGCAGGGUUCACAGAGUGAUGAAGAAAACUGGGUUUUUCGGUAUGUGCGCGAAAGUAUGAAAGCAAAGUUAGAGCUGCGAGUCAUGAAUAUUUGCUGCUUUUCUCAAUUUCUUCCGGUGUCUGGUACUGAAAGUAUUUAUAAGGCUAUUCCAAAACUCGCGCAGCUGUUUAUCCUUUCAUUGUUUUAAUCUGAUUUUGGGAAAUAUUUCUAGUUAAGUAGCAAACGUUAACAUUCCUCUUGUAAAAAGUAUGCAUUCGCGUAUUAAUUAGACACCGGAAAUUUGGAAGCAGUGCAAUAUUUCGAACCAAACUGAUUUAAUUCUUGUAUUAUAUUGAUUUGUAUAAAAGAGAACACACAUUCUUUGUAUAUUUUGAGCUUUAAAUAAAACUAAUCAACAUGUUUUGUUGGUCAUGAAACACUAAUUAUCCACAUGAAA
This is a messenger RNA of Toxorhynchites rutilus septentrionalis, 4542 nucleotides long. RefSeq names its product pro-epidermal growth factor-like. The transcript has 5 exons. The coding region runs from base 1787 to 2521 and encodes 244 amino acids. NCBI's taxonomy places the organism in Eukaryota, Metazoa, Arthropoda, Insecta, Diptera, Culicidae. Gene Ontology annotation, molecular function: receptor ligand activity; epidermal growth factor receptor binding. Gene Ontology annotation, biological process: epidermal growth factor receptor signaling pathway. The record is from RefSeq and is a predicted model, not a curated record.